AGAAAGAUUGGCGGGACUGAACCAAUGACAGCGAUCCGUGCAUUAAUAUCAGCCAAUAGGAGCACAUCAAAGCAGCAGUCUCUAACCGCCACACACCCACAUUACUUUUGUGUCAACCACUUCGCGGGAGUUGUCGCUACAGGAGCGUUCGUCUCUUUACAACUGAAAAACAGUAUACAGGAGACAAGUAGGUAUAUUUAAGAUGCAUGCAUGCAGCUGACUAAAAAUUGGUGGGGUUAUUGUCAUUUAAGUUCCAUGAAAACGAUAACGUUUGUACCCAGUGUUACAUGGCAUUAUUUUUGUCUUAUGGGAUGAAUGAGUAGCUAGUUAUCGUCCUUUAACAGUAGCCAAUCAACAGCUCAUCGUUGUUGGUAAAGCAUGUGAUGAGAUGCUGGUAACAAACUCUUCUCACUAAGAAACCUUACUCACUCUUUUUUUUUUUUUUUUACAUCCAAAUGAAGCUCAAACGUCGUUUUUUUUUACAUAAUAUUGUAAUAUUUUUCAUGGCGCUUUCACGUUGGAACGGAAUAGUUGAAUUCCGCUGCUCUGUUACGUUUGCGAUGUUAGCUGCUGAAAUGUGCUCUCGCUUUGCAGACUCAUAUGUCAUAUGAUUGUUGAAACCUCGGCUACAUUUGAGACGAUAAUCUCAAAUGUCUUGCGUAUCCAUAGAAACUACGCAGAGCGCGCAUCCAGCGAGCUGAUGGAAGUUAUGCAACACUUGUAGAAAUGGCUAUUUGAAAUAUUAUGUGUCGGUCAUUAUGUAAUGAUAGCUUCGUCACCAAGUGGUCGUUUUUUCUUAUCUCUGCCUGGAAGUACCCUAAAUCUCACACGGUGAUAAGAUGACUUUUUUGUAUGCUCAGGAUCUCGAGUACAUUGUAUUGUGUGUGUGUGCGCCAAUGCGCCUGUGAAGAUGAUGAAUCCUCCGCUGUGUUUUGGUUUCCCAGGGCAACCAUGUCUGAUAGGAAGGCAGUGAUCAAAAAUGCCGACAUGUCGGAAGACAUGCAGCAGGAUGCCGUGGAGUGUGCCACUCAGGCCCUGGAGAAGUACAACAUUGAGAAGGAUAUCGCUGCAUACAUCAAAAAGGUAAAAGCACUGCCGACGCAUUCAACACCUUCCAAAGCACAUCGUAGGUUUCCACAGUAACAAUUCCAGGUAGUGAAGUGUGACUACAAAAAUAUGGAAUGUGAUCAUGGGACUAAAGCAAGGUUGUAUAGCUGUUUUGUUCUUACAGACUAAACGCCCUGUGCAUCAUCCGUGUUACACUCACCGCCGGUAUUUGUAAUUGUUUCCACUCUUCCUGUGGAAACCUGUUCCUCUCGGACUGACUGUCCUGCAAAAGCCACUCUCCCAAAUUUUUCCUUUCCACAGUGCAGGGAGGGGCACACCUCCAACUGAGAUACAGGAAACAUCUUUUAAUGAGUUCUCAGUUGUUUCAGUAGAAAAACUGUUUUAGCCUUCAGGCAUUUCUAAGAGUGGAACAGGAUGCACCACCCCCUUUAACAGGGUUAGUUUCUACAGCUUUGGUUAGAUGACAUUGAUUGUCUUUGUUUCAAAUGUUACGGAUUUAGUGAAAUAAUUGCAGACAGGUUACUCAAAGAAACCAUCACAGCAGUUUAACAAGGGGAGAAGUCAGCAGAUUUUCUAUUGAUGAAUAGUGGAGUUUCCAUGACAGCAAAUUAAGCCUGUUUGACUUGCAUCCAUGGCUCUUUGAUGAUAAAAGUUUUUGUGAUGUUUACUUUUGUCUUAGCUUUUAAUAUCAUAGGCUUUGAGUAAAAAGAUCAUGCAUGAAAGCAUUCAACAGUGCAACCUUUUUAUUAUUAUUAUUACUUAAAAUAGUGUUUUAUGGCUUAUUCAAAUGUAUUCAUUCAUUAUGACUGAUCAACAUAAUCUUUUUCUUUCAUAGGAGUUUGACAAGAAAUAUAACCCGACCUGGCACUGCAUCGUUGGAAGAAACUUUGGCAGUUACGUGACUCACGAGACCAAGCAUUUCAUUUACUUCUACUUGGGUCAGGUGGCCAUUCUGCUGUUCAAGUCCGGCUGAGAGAACGCAUUUUCCCCACAUCAGCUGACCACACAUACAUUACUGACUGACUCGACAAAGGCACUUAUCAUUCCUUGGCAAGGGGCCGCUGCCUUUUUCUGUGCUGCUUUCUACUUUGUUUUUGAGGAUAAAAAAAAAAAAAAACGUGGCCAUGUUAAAGAGAUGAAACACUUGUAUUUAUUUUUGUCUUGUUACAGUAGACAUGUCAUUUUUUUAAUUAAAGUGUAGCUUUUAAGCUGUCUGGGUCCAAUGCUUGUUGUGGUCAUUUUAUGUUCCUGAAGUGACUUCUUUGCGAGUUACACAAUUCCUAUAACCAGGCAUUUUGCUGAUAUUGAUCAAAGCCUGCUUUACAUCACCUUAGGAUGUGGGGUUAAUAAAACUUAAUGUUUGGGUGAGGACACUA
Molecule: messenger RNA, 2444 nt
Organism: Xyrichtys novacula (pearly razorfish)
Lineage: Eukaryota; Metazoa; Chordata; Actinopteri; Labriformes; Labridae
Source: the annotation of a GenBank genome assembly